Messenger RNA from Trichogramma pretiosum, 1479 nucleotides. RefSeq names its product lipase 3-like. Gene Ontology annotation, biological process: lipid metabolic process. Lineage: Eukaryota; Metazoa; Arthropoda; Insecta; Hymenoptera; Trichogrammatidae. The coding region runs from base 51 to 1319 and encodes 422 amino acids. The transcript is spliced from 7 exons. The record is from RefSeq and is a predicted model, not a curated record. Gene Ontology annotation, molecular function: hydrolase activity, acting on ester bonds.
ACCUCAAGAUAGUAAUUUUAAUAAAGGUCGGAUAAUAGUGUCGAGAAAAAAUGUCGUUGGCGGCAGUAUUAUUAGUGCUGCUUCAAUAUUUACUUGGUACAUCGGAGAGCCUUUUCACGCCUGGCCUUGCAGCGAGGACGUUCGCUUCGUCCUUCCAAGGGAAUGGGUACAAUUUCGUUGCAACCAAAGCGCCGGGCGCUUACAGCAACGUAUCGCCGGCAAAAAUUAUCUUACGCGACGGCUAUCCAUCGGAAACCCACACGGUCACUACCGAGGAUGGAUACAUUUUGACGGUCUUUCGAAUUCCCGGAUCCGUCCACUCGCCUCCCGUAUUCUUGCAGCACGGCCUGCUCGAGAGCUCGGCGGACUGGUUAAUUAGCGGGAAAAAUAAAUCUCUAGCUUACAUUCUAUCCGAUAAUGGAUAUGACGUGUGGAUAGGAAACGCCAGGGGAAAUACUUUUUCCAGGAAGCAUCGCUACCUCUCGCCCAAUGACCCGCGCUACUGGAAUUUCACUUGGUCGGAGCUAGGAAAGUACGAUCACCCGGCGGUGUUUACUCACAUAUCGAAAAUCAACGGCCAACCUUUGGUAUACAUUGGACAUUCGAUGGCCGGAUCGACUUUUUCCGUCAUGGCUAUCGAGCGACCCGAUAUCGCCAGGAGGUUUAAGGCUUUCAUUGGCUUGGCUCCCGCCACUUAUGAGUAUCACGUGAGGGCACCGCUGCGCUACUUGGCCCCUUUCUGGCGACAGUUUCAGCAAAUAUGCUACAAAUUGGGGAUUUACGAGUUCUUGCCGCACGCGAAAAUCUUCAACGUCUUGGCCAAGCACAUUUGUCAACAAAGUCAACUGCAAGAAGCUCUCUGCACCAAUCCGUUAUUUUUAAUCGCCGGCCCUAAUCCAACGCAAUUAAACACGACUCUCUUGCCGCACAUAUGGAGCAGCUUUCCGGCCGGCACCUCGGUUAAAUUGUUCACCCACUGGCUGCAGCAAAUGGUCGUGAACGAGUUCAGCAAGUUCGAUUACGGGCCAGCGAAAAACCAAGAGGUGUACGGAACGGCCAGGCCGCCCAAGUACGAUCUGUCCAAGGUCCAAGUGCCGUCCGCCGUGUUCUGGUCGAAGAACGACUGGCUCGUUCCUGGCGAGGACGUGAGACACUUUUACGAGCAACUGCCGCUGAAAAUGGGCAUUUACAAGGUGCAAGACUCGACCUAUAAUCACUUUGACUUUCUGUGGGCUCCCAGCGCUCCGGAAAUGGUUUACUCGAAAAUUUUGGCUCUGCUGGAUCGGCUGGAUCUUCGGAACAAUCAGUUGUACUACUAAGAAGUGAACGAUCAUUGGACGCGACGAAAGUGUGAUCUGUGAUAUUUCGACGGUCGACGGCUUUACUGCAACAAUGAAUUCUUAAAGCUGCCAUAAUUAAGAAUUCAGACUUUGUAUGAUAAUAGCUUUAGUAAAAAAUAAUCUGUACAUAAACAUUAGU